This is a messenger RNA of Dinoponera quadriceps, 3817 nucleotides long. Its product is annotated as glutamyl aminopeptidase. Gene Ontology annotation, molecular function: metalloaminopeptidase activity; peptide binding; zinc ion binding. Gene Ontology annotation, cellular component: cytoplasm. Gene Ontology annotation, biological process: peptide catabolic process; proteolysis. The transcript has 17 exons. NCBI's taxonomy places the organism in Eukaryota, Metazoa, Arthropoda, Insecta, Hymenoptera, Formicidae. The record is from RefSeq and is a predicted model, not a curated record. The coding region runs from base 546 to 3461 and encodes 971 amino acids.
AUCGAGCGGGCGUGCUAGAGAGAGAGAGAGAAAGAAAGCGAUCGACGUCGAGAUCGAGACGAGACACUUCUUGUCGGACGAUCCAGAUCGCCUCUAACGAGCGUCUCCGCGGACCUGAAAGUCGUUUUUUUCCAGGUCUUUGCUUCCCGCUUUGUUUCCGCGUUUUACGAUUUUAUCGUAUGCUCCGAUUUAUCGCGCCAGAAGCAUCUUGUGACAAACAAACGCAGUGAAGGAAAAAAAAACACGCAGGGAAAGCAAUCUACUGAGGAAAACAACUGAGAGAGGAAAAAAAGACCUGUACGCAGACAUACAGACGCCAUAACAGAAACCCUGGACAUAGAAACGCAGAUUGCUUGUACAACGUGAAAUUGUAAAUUAUAUUCAAUUACAAUUGCAGUCCUAUACAGCGAUAUCGGCCGCUACGAAGUUACGUGCGUUGCGUCAUUCAGCGCGCAGUAUCGAUGAAGUAAUAAUUCAAGGGCGGGAGCGAGAAUUUGGUCGUGUGUAUUUGGACGAACGUCGGACGCGGACGCGCGCUUUUCUCCAUGGCGGCCGGUGGCAGAUUCGAGAGCCGGCCGAGAGGCGGCGCGCACCGUCUCAGCGCGUCGACAUCGCCCCGGCACGGCAACGCCGUUUCCGCACUCCUCUGCUUCACGUGCGGCGCUUGUUUCGUCCUGAGCCUGAUCUGCACGUGCCUGGCGACAUUGGUAGUGCUGUUGGACCAGAGCGUCGAGGCGGCGAGCUAUCGACACGAUUCGAACAGACCGGAGGCGUUUACAACAAUGGGCAAGGACGCAGAACCCGACGUAAGCUUCCGGCUGCCGAAGGAAGUCAGGCCGAUGCAUUACGACCUGUUCCUGUAUCCGAAUCUUGAAGAGGGCACGUUUUCCGGUAAGGUGACUAUUCUCCUCGAUGUUCUUGACAGGAGAAGAACUAUAGCCCUCCAUCAGAAGGACCUCAACAUCACGUCGGCGAAUCUAACGACGUACGACCGAGAAGAGAACUUUGAGAUCAAGCUCUCGUCCAUCAGUAAACCCACAAAGUACGAGAUCUUUGUGAUAUCCGCCGAGAAUGAAUUCAACCCGGGAUUGUAUAACUUAAAAUUGGAGUUCGACGGUAGUCUUCAGGACAAAAUAGUCGGUUUCUAUUCCAGCAAGUACAAGGAUCCUCGAAAUAAAACCAGACUCAUCGCUACUUCAAAGUUUGAGCCAACCUAUGCUAGACAGUCCUUCCCGUGCUUCGACGAGCCUGCUUUUAAAGCGGAAUUUACGAUAAAGCUGGCUCAUCGCAAGGUUGACUGCUACAAUGCCUUGUCCAACAUGAAUGUAGAGAAUAUUCUAGUCGACCAACCAGCAUCUGGUCUGGUGACAGUGAACUUCGCAAAGACUGUGCCUAUGUCGACAUACCUGGCAUGUUUCAUCGUCAGUGAUUUCGUGUCCGUAACCAAGAUGGCGAAGGGCUUGAACGGCCGGGAAUUUCCGAUCAGCGUUUACACCACAUUUGCGCAAAAGGAAAAGGGAUCCUUCGCCAUGGAAAUCGGCGUGAAGGCUAUCGAAUAUUACAUAAAUCUAUUCCAGAUAGACUAUCCGUUGCCGAAACUCGACAUGGCCGCUAUUCCCGAUUUUGUGUCCGGCGCCAUGGAGAAUUGGGGUCUGGUGACGUACAGAGAAGCGAGGCUUCUUUACGACAACGUAACGAGCUCCACCACGACGAAGCGCGACAUCGUCAACGUGAUCUGUCACGAAUUCGCUCAUAUGUGGUUCGGAAAUCUCGUUACGUUAGCCUGGUGGAACGAUUUGUGGCUCAACGAAGGUUUCGCUACGUUUAUGUCGUUCAAAAGUGCCGAUACUUUUCUACCAGACUGGGGAUUUAUGGAACAAUUUCUUAUUAACGAGAUACAUACCGUAUUCGUGACCGAUGCGAAACUGAGUUCCCACCCUAUAGUUCAGACCGUCAAGAAUCCGGAUGAGAUAACAGCCAUCUUCGACGAGAUAACUUACCAGAAGGGGUCAUCUGUGAUUCGCAUGAUGGAGAACUUCAUCGGACCCGACAUUUUUUACGGUGCUAUCACCGCCUAUCUGAACAAGUACGCCUAUCAGAACGCGGAGACCGCGGAUCUCUUGAACAUCCUACAAGACGCAGUCGGAAGUAAAAUGAACAUAACCGAUAUCAUGAACACUUGGACACGGCAGAUGGGCUUUCCCGUUAUCAACGUAGGCAAAUCCGGGAGCUCGUUCGUGCUGACUCAGAAGCGGUUCCUGGCCGAUCCGGACGCCGAGUCCGACCCCGCGGAAUCGGAUUAUGGAUACAAGUGGACAGUACCCAUCACUUAUAUUACAAACAAGAAGUCGCAACCCACUCUCGUGUGGUUCGACAAGGACGCAAGUGAACUGCUAAUCGAGCCGGACGAGCCGAUCGAGUGGAUCAAAUUCAACGUGGAUCAAGUCGGCUACUACCGAGUUAAUUAUCGUCCGGAGGAGUGGGAAACGCUCCGCUACCUGCUUCGCUACACUCACAAGAGAUUAUCAGUGUCAGACCGCACGAAUCUCUUGGAAGAUGCCUUUAGCUUAGCGGACGGCGGCGAGCUUGAGUACGGCAUCGCGAUGGACAUAACUUCGUAUCUGCCGGAGGAAAAUCAUUCCGUUCCAUGGUCGGUCGCAAACUCGAAGCUGACAACAAUCGACACCUUAUUGUCCUCUACGAAUAUAUCGUCGAAGUUCAAGAAUUACGUGAGAGACCUCGUAGAUAGCACCUAUCACGAUGUAAGUUGGAACGUCAACAAUGCCGAAGAUAAUGUGAUGCUGAGAUUGCGACCUACAGUGCUCGAGCUUGCCUGUACUGUGGGUCACACGGAGUGCCUGGACGAAGCUGGUGAGAUCUUCAAGAAAUGGAUCCGUGACUCCAACGAUACGCGGCCACAUCCCGACACCCGUCAACUCAUUUACUAUUAUGGUAUACAUCACGUUGGAGACGAAGCGGACUGGAACGUCUUGUUCCAGCGAUUCGUCAACGAGACCGAUUCCAGCGAAAAGUUGAAACUGAUGAUUGGCUUGGCAGGCAUACGAUCUAGUUGGAUCUUGAGCAAAUUCAUCACCACGGCUACCGAUGAAAAUUACGUGCGCGCUCAAGACUUCUUCCGCUGCUUGACUACGAUCUCCAAGAACCCGGUCGGCACGCCGCUGGUGUGGGACUGGGUGCGCACGAACUGGCAAUUUCUAGUGGACCGAUACACACUGAACGACCGAUACCUCGGCCAGCUGAUACCCGGCAUCACGAAGUCCUUCACCACGGAAACGAAGCUGAACGAAAUGAAGGUCUUCUUCGAGAAAUACCCGGAGGCCGGCGCUGGCGCGGCCAGUCGUGCGAAAGCCCUCGAGACCGUCUCGAACAAUAUCAAAUGGCUCGCUCGAAACAAAGAUAAGCUCGGGGACUGGUUGAAGAAGUACACACGUGACGAUUGAGCUUGACUCGGCAAAGCGACCAAAUUGAACGUAUCGAACAGAAGCGCCGAAGAAUUUCUUAUCGCGCGAGAUAACAGAUUCGAGGGGGGAAAAUGAGUCUGCGAGAUUCGUAAAACUUUUCGGAUGCGCGAGGAUAAUCAAUUGAGAUUUUUUUACGAUACAUUGAUCAUUUGAGCGAAUUUCUGCUUGUAAAAAUAAUAACGUUUUGUAACACGGGACCACGUGGGAAAUCGUGGCGUCAGAUCAGGGAAGCUGCAUUUUAUACAUUGAACGCACGUCGUGGUUGAAAGUUUUAGUCUGUUAAGUAAUUGUAUGUAAUAUAAUAUAAGACGUAAUUAUAAUAUUGAUACAUAAUA